CCUUUGUGUUCGGUUGCUAGGUAACAAGCCAGCACUUACUGACUCAGCAGCGAUAGUUUCUCCGCAGCUAAAAAGACUUUCUAAUUAGGGGUUUUACACAUUUUUAGUUGGCUUUACACUUUAUUGAAGGGAUGUCUAGUACACACAUAAAGAAAAGAGAGUCUUCCACCGGUAAAAUGUCCUCUAGUGACCGGCAGACGGAGACGUUGUUGUCUGUGUCAAACGCUGACAUAUUCGGCGGAUCCUUCAUUUGGCCUGAAUGGAACGACGCCGACAUCAACAAGGAGAAUUGGAGUUCAGGACCCAACACAAAAUCCAGAAAACGUCCCAAAGCUGAUUUUUAUGAAGAUCCAGAGGAGAAAACAUUUCUGCCUCCAUCUUUAAAAGCACACAGCUGGAAGCGGCCUGCAGACUUUCUAACAGAACAGAAUCUCACGAUUGUUGAAAACCAAACAUCCUUUGACCUGCUGACUCCCAAUGAGCACCUGAUGUUUUGCCAGACGAUUACAAGCAUCAUCAGUGAGAUCUACAUUGUCUGGAAGCAAGACAACUGGAGGCCUUGGGAGCACAUCUACUCGCUGUGUAAAGUGGUGGAAGAUCACGUUCCGCUUUACAACAGUUAUGGAAAAUAUGUGGUUAAACUGUACUGGAUGGGUUCCUGGAGAAAGAUAACCAUUGAUGAUGCCAUGCCUUUUGAUGAGGAGAACAACAUGCUUCUGCCUGCCUCCACUUGUCAGUCAGAACUGUGGCCAAUGCUGCUGGCUAAAGCUCUCAUGAAAGUGGCCAGCACAAAUGCUGGGACAAAAACCACUGAGACCAUAGAUGACUUCACUUUCAUUCAAGCUCUGACUGGCUGGGUCCAAGAAAUCCAUCCAAUAGAUUUUUUGUUUCCAGAGAAAACCUGGAACUUUCUACAGGACAGCAUUCCCAAAUUUAUACUUCAGGAUCAGAGUGGACCAGGGAUGGAGCCCGCCCCCCCAGUUACAAGAACAGACUCCAAUCUCCAAACAAGUCUGGUGCCGUUGGAGCAAAAUGACACUAAAGAUGCCUCAGAAGUGGUGGUGUGUGCGAGCUUCUACCCUUUUCAAACACACUGCGGUGCUUAUGAGAUGAGCCAAAUGGCGAAAUCUGCAGAAACACUGCGUCGCCAUGGCUUAUCUUUGCUGCGCGGCCGUGCUGUCCUCGUAACAAGAACGCGAGCGGGCCCGCUGGAGCCCCCUCCCACAUCUCCACCUGUGCCCCGGUGGAAACUCAUUCGUCCACAGAAGAAGACAGUGAUCACCUCUGAACCACAAAAAACUCCUUUGCCAAAACCAGAACAGUUCAUUGAGGUUGCCAGUCUCUAUUUCUUCAACCGUUUCAAGAACAAGAGUGGUUCCUUGUCCGGGUUAGAAACUGAACUAAGCUCCACAGUGAAGGGUUCCUGCACAUCCUUGAUGCCCAUUUCUGAGAAGGAAGAUGCUGAUUGUCAGGAAUUCCAAGAGCCUGGUGCAGCUAAAUGCAACUCACCAAACAACCUGCAAAAAACUACGGUCUCAGUGGAGGACAUAAAGAAGGACAGCGAUAACAUCCCUAAUGAUGAUUCAGUCAUGGCAGAGAAAGAGCCUGCAACCAAAGAAGCUUCUGCUGAUGUUCAACCCCUUCUGAGCAGGACAUGGCUGGACCUCGCUGACUUUGUUAAGUGUUUUAAGCAUCUCUUGGUUUUCCAUAAACCACAUUUUUAUCCUCAUUCUUCCCAGCGCUCAUGUUUUAAGAGCACUGUGCUACCCGAGAUAACGGGAGACAUCUCUUCUGGAUCACCGUCAUGUUCCACUUCUGCAUGCCUAACCAUAGAAAGCCCUGAAUGUCCAAUGAUAAGAAGGGAGUACUACCUUUGCAUCGAUACCCCUCAACCAUCGCAAACACUUAUCAGCUUCUCUGCUCUUCUCUUCUGGGGAGAGGAAUCCGAGAAAAAACAGGAAGCAGUGCUCACCAUCCUUCCACAUUUAUGGACCAGCAUGCAAGCUCAGAUGCCAGUUUUCAUCAUCAAGACGACCUGCUGUAAGGCAGCUGUGCUGAACUUACCCAAGGGACGCCAUUUGAUGGUUGUCCACGUUCGCGCACCAGUGGGCUACCACGUCCUCCUGUGCAGUAAGACGCCACUCAGCUUCGAAGAUGAAGAAACCGCCAUGGCAGAAUUUACAAAGGAAAGUGCUUGUUUCACUGAGCAGGCCAUUGCAAUUUACGGAGCUUUGUCAAGAGUAGCAGCUUCGCUUGGUGACGAACAGAAACUGCCAGCCCUACGAGAAACCCUGAAAAAGGCUCACUGCCCCAUUAACCACAGCACCACUUUGGAGGAACAACAACACCAUAAGGUGUUUGGUUUGGCUGUUAACCACAUGGUCCGUGAGGCUCUGCGUAGAGAGCUGACACCAGACGAGCGGUUUGCUGUUCAGGUUCUCACACAAAGCUCCGAUGCAGAGACAUUUUCCCAAACACUAAAAGAUGAAAAGCAAACGAGCAGUGAUGUCCAGGCCGCACUAGAAGAAAACCUGGAGCCAGCAGUCCUAAAUGCUUCAGAACCUGGAACAAAGGAGAACUUGAACGCAGCUGAAAUCCUCUCAGAUAUGUGGCCAAAGAUUGAAGCUGACACGGAAAAACAUGCAGCCAUAUUGUAUAGAUAUAUGUUUGACAACUCUGAAGAGAAAGCCCAGCUUUACCCUUCUCUUCACAAAGAACCGCCCAGAAUCUUCUUUACGGAUUUCUCUGUUCCUCUGCGAGAGACAGCUGACUUCUGGGAGAUGGUCUUUAGAGAGGUCUUCCUGGUUCCACGGAAGAUGCUGCUGGCAGUAAAGGUCUUUUCUCCAGUUAGAAAUGUGCUGCAUGUGAUAAAUAAUGAUACUGGGGAGGAGGUAAAAUUGCUCUUCACGAAAGUCCCACCUCGUGUAUUUGAGCCUAACAAGAGUGGUUACACUUUUGUGGCAGAAGUUUGGAAACCCCAAUCACUUCCUGCUGAUGCCAAAUGGAAGAUGGUUUUGAUUGGCACAGAGGAGCCACUUCCAAAAAUGUCGCGGGAAACUCCACUCAAUGCAUUCUCAGUGAAGAAAUUCCAGGAAUAUUACAUUCCAAACAAAAAAAAUCUUAUUUGUCGUUAUCUUGUUCAAGUCAGAGCAGAAACCAUGGCAACAGUUCAAUUUCAGACAUCCAAGUCAGAUGUGGUGAUACACCUGUCCAUCCUGGACCAAGAUAAGGAAGAGGUUGCCAACACUGGGAGGGGCCAUGUGAUGAUCCCACUCUUCCACUUCCUUCUUCAAAGAGACUCCACCCAGGAAACAUCUCAGCAAAGACUGAGGACAGACGACGCAGCUGGAGAAGCCGACUCUGACCAGCCUCCCCUACACACUCUGGAACACAAGUACGUUGUGCAGGCUCAAGUGCUCUAUGGGAGCUGGCCUUUGGAUAAAUCGGAGUUGACUUUUGCCAAUAUGCUUAAAGACAAGGAGAAGAAGGAGAUGAGAGCCCCUGAUAGGCCCCCUGACGAGCUCCAGAGCAGCCGCAAAGCCGAAAGGGAUGGAAAGAAGGGAAAAUCUGCUGCAGCUUCUACAUCUGGAUCCAAGCAGGACAUGAGCUUUGACCUGACCAAGCCUCACUGGAUCCUGCGUGUUGUCACUGAAAAAACCAAAACGGAAAGCAUUGAGGUGAAGAAGGACACAGAGAGGAGUGAUGAGAUCAGAGCCAUAAAAAACAGCUGGGAAAAGCUCGAACCAGGACGCCACGCCAAGUCCCUAGAGACCCGUCCAAGGUUUCUAAACCGACCUCUGAAUGAAGCUGAUGAUGAAACCACCUCGGAUAAAAACAAAGAUCCUGCUGCUCCCACGUGUGACCCGGAUCCCUGUUCACCCAGCGAAGAUUUUAGUGACACCCUCCCUGACUUCAGUCACCUGCUCAGAGGCCAAACAGGAUCUUCUAAGCUGACGGACUCCCAGAAAGAGGAGGAACGUGACAAAGAGCUUAUAGAGAAGAUCCAGACCUAUCAGUGUGUCCGUGAAAGCUUUCUGGAAAAGCACAAACAAUACGCGUCUGACCGAAGGGAGCUCGUGAAGCAGCAACUGGAGAUGUACCAGAACAUGCAGGAGGAACGGCAGAAAUCUCUCAACGCUUUUAAAGAGGGUUAUGAAAUAACAGUUCUGAAGAAAGUGAAGCAGCCAAGUAAGGAUGCCAAGAAGUUAGAAAAAUAAAAAGUCAGGACAUUCAAUUUUGGUUGUCAGAUUACUGUUCUCUUUGUUCUUCUACUGUACUAGUAAAAAUUCAUUCUGACAUGUUAGUUUUCCUAAUGUUCAUCUAUUAAAUAUAAGUUCAUGUUCAUUUUUGAUACAAAGUUUUUUUAUUCCAAAAUGAAAAAGAUGAUUGUUUCGUAAUGUUUUUGAGUCUGAAACACUGAAGCUAGUUUCCAGGUAAUAUGGUAAAACAUGUGGCUUUUUAAAAGGAAUGUAUUCCCAAAUCCUUGAAAAAUAAACAUUUUCUUACGGACACUGAUCACCUAAAAGAUCAAA
This is a messenger RNA of Oryzias latipes (Japanese medaka), 4532 nucleotides long. It is a transcript of the gene adgb, whose product is annotated as androglobin. NCBI's taxonomy places the organism in Eukaryota, Metazoa, Chordata, Actinopteri, Beloniformes, Adrianichthyidae. The record is from RefSeq and is a predicted model, not a curated record. Gene Ontology annotation, molecular function: heme binding; oxygen binding; calcium-dependent cysteine-type endopeptidase activity. Gene Ontology annotation, biological process: proteolysis.